Pseudophryne corroboree (corroboree frog) is the source of this 3065-nucleotide messenger RNA. It is a transcript of the gene FANCB, whose product is annotated as FA complementation group B. NCBI's taxonomy places the organism in Eukaryota, Metazoa, Chordata, Amphibia, Anura, Myobatrachidae. Bases 273 to 2855 code for a protein of 860 amino acids. The record is from RefSeq and is a predicted model, not a curated record. Gene Ontology annotation, biological process: positive regulation of double-strand break repair via homologous recombination; replication-born double-strand break repair via sister chromatid exchange; negative regulation of double-strand break repair via homologous recombination. Gene Ontology annotation, cellular component: Fanconi anaemia nuclear complex. The transcript is spliced from 9 exons.
UAAUCUGCAAUGCAGAUGCACUUGGCCUGAUGCAUUGUUGCACACAAGUCAGAGUUGUGGUGGACACAUCUAGAACCACCGCAUAUGUCGCAGUCUGCAUAUGCACCUUUGAGCGAAUAUGAACAUUACUCCUCUUGCAGCUGAUUUUGCGUAACCGGGUGGCUGGAACUUUGCAUGUAGGGUAAGGGUUUACUGGGUAUCUAGAUGUAUUUGCAGGCAAUUCAGAGAUUCAUUUGAACCGUCUGCUCAUUUGCAAUUUAUGCAUUUAAAGAAUGGAUACAGUUCUCAAGAAGCCUGAACGACUUUUGGCCUAUAAUGGAGAAAUUAUUACUUUUCAGAUAUUACAAUUGAAAACGAAUUUGGAUGUUGCAGAAAAAAAUGUUUUAGCUUUCUCAAGGAAAAAAUUCCAUACGGACACUGGAAAGUUUAUUGAGGUAUCUUCUGGACAAUACAUCAUACCAUCCAUUAAAUCUAACAUUCAGGUUGUUUCCGUUUGCUGUGUUGCAGACGUCAGAACUGGCAUUAACCUUCCAUGCAUUUUGCUGAAGACGUGUAAAAGAAAGUCUACCAGUUCAUCGAGGCUGACAUUGCUGCUACUCCACACUUCAAAUGAAGUGGAACCAUAUUUAAAGUUCAAAGUGGACACAGAAAUUCUGGAAGAUCUACGCCUAACUGAUGGUCCGACUGUUCUCUGGAAACAACAUGAAAAACUCUAUUAUGUUUCAUCUCCAACUUCAGAGGUUUUAACAUCUCCUAUCGAUAUUUCUGCCAUUCUCUGGACUGGAACUAUUGAAGAAGGCACUUGUAUUUUGGGUAUAACAACCAUGAGAUUGGAUGCUGAACACUUAACAAGCACUUCUCUCCCUAAUAGAACUCAUCAAGGAAAGGAGUUUGUUUUGUACUGCGUUGAAAAUCAGAAAACUGUGUCAGGAUCCUGCCUUAUUCCACAUGCAUACACAAGUGUGCUACGCUGCCUUGAUGUUUGCAUGAUACAGAAUAUUAACGGCAUAUAUGAGACAUCUGCAGUUGGAGCUAGUAAUAAACAACUGAUCUGGUUCCAAAACGGGGUCCCUAAACAAGUUUUCCAGCUGCCGUCUGAAAAUCUUUCAAAGCUACAGAUUGCUUACACAAGCAGAGCCGAUAUGUUAUGUAUGAUUUCCUUUGCUUCUGGAGAUGCUUGUGCUGUAUGGAAAGAUGGAUGGAAGACAGCAGGAAUAUGGCAGCAAGUGGAAAACAUACUGGUUGACGAUUUUGUUGGCAGAGGAUCUGAUCAAAUGUUGUUGCUGUUCAGAGAUGAUCCAAGCAAUCUUGCUGACCAACAAGCAUUCAGACUGACUGACUGCCGGGAUAUCAACUAUCCAGCUGACGGCAUGGAUGAUAAAGUUAUUGAGACUCAGUUCCAGGAAAAUCAUUUUCUAAUGAUACAGACGCUUGAAGCCAGAUUACAGACUAGCUUAAAUUCACUUGAAGAACUGCAAAACCAUGUACAGGUCCAAGAUAAAGUGAUUAAAUCAUCAUGUGACGCAUUAAUAGGCAUGUCCCUGAGCAUUGAGACAUUGGUGCACUCUGAUAAGAAGGAGUGUCUGGUUUCUUUGUUGGAUGAUGCAGACGAGUGUCAUUAUCCAUCUGCAGAAGAAAAAUGUUCUUCAUCCGUAGACUCUGAGUGUUUUGUUGAAAAGAUAUGGCAACGAGUGAUUGAUGACUUCCUAGUGGUUGGUGUGAAGCUGAAAGAUUCUGUUGACAUAUCACUGAGUGACAUUGGCUUAUCCCUCAUAAUGGAUCAAAAAAUAGCUUCACUCUCCCAAGUUACCAAGUGUCAAACUAAUGUGCUAAAAUUGGCCAUCCGUCCUUCACUAGAUUUGAGCACUGUCUGCCUACAUGAACCCACAGGAAAGAAACAAAGGCUCGACUAUCACAGCAAGGACAAUCUUUCUGGAAAUUGCUCACAAAGACCCUGCCCUCCAUCCUAUCAAAAUGAUUUGGAACACACAGUAACUGCUGUCACUGAGUUGUCUUCACUGUUGGCACUUAAUAAUACUAGUUGUGCAUUGCUGCUGCAUGCCAGGAGGAAAAAUCAACCUGACUGUUUACUUAGAGGCGAGAAGCUGAUUGUUCCGUGUGGGAGAGUUUCUAUAAGCCUUGCAGAUGUUUUAAAAGGAAAACAUACAAUAAAUGUAUUUGAACGCUGUCAAGGAUUUCAAACUCUGGAAGAUAUUUUUGCUGUUCUGUCAGCAUUCCAGAAAUGCUCACUCCACAUCUUCUCACCUGAUUGCACGUUAACAUCCGUGAGACCCUGGCUGGUGGGACAGAUGCAAGCGGAGCCGCUAAAGUUCAUGCCUGACAUCAUGAUAUCUACGAGACCUGGAUGCCUUGGGGGAACUCUCUUCAUUUGGAAUCCAAAGACCUCAUGUGAUGGAACGCUUACGCUCUUUUAUAGAAAUAAUGUAUCAAUUCUCCAGUGUCUGUACAGUCUGAAAAGUGUUCUCCCUCCCGUCUGUGUGGUAAAUGUGAAGCGACCAGGGGGCAGGAAUACUCUGACUGCAGACUUGGCACAGUCUCUAGAAGAGGAGCUUCUCGCCCUCAGAAACCUGGUGUCUGCUGCAGCAAGUGAAGUUGAAAAUAAUUUGACCCUGAGGUGUAAGACAGGGCAUAACAUCACAAGCCCAAUGGAAUCUUCUUGUGACGCAAAGGAACAUGUACAAAAGUACAAAGAGAGCCUAGAAAUAGAGCAGAUGCAGAUCAAUCUCGGUGCUCAUUUAACUACUAGCAGUGAGCUGUAUAGGCACAAUGUGCUGAAUAUAGCACAGAUGCAAAUGAGCUCUGACACAUUGGCAAGUAGAAUGGCUGUAUUAUGACCAUGCUUAAUGUAAAUGUCUUGUACUGUAUCUGUGAUUUAUAUAAACUCAUUACACACAGUGCAUAUUGGACCAAUAAAAUGUACCUUUUCAUUUGUAUUUUCUCUGCAAUUAGUAAUGACUAGGAAAGCUUACUCUAUCACUGGUUUUUAUAUAUUGUAUUUCUUUGCAUUAGCGUUAUCUUAAUAAAAACCAACAGAAUAUAUCACA